GCGCCGAGAGGGCGGUGUGUGUGGUGCCUCACUCCUACCCACAGUGCAGCGCGAAAGAUGCCUCAGGGACGGUUGAAGCUGAAAGGCGGGAGAGGAGCCGCCAUGGCGGCGGCGGCGGCGGCCAACACCGGCAGGAAGAGGGGCGAUAAGAAGCUGCAGCAGCACAGCCGCGGGCCCAAGAAGGGAGGAAGAAUUAUUGCUCCCAAAAAAACACAAGUGGUCCGACAGCAGAAGCUGAAGAAGAACCUGGAGGUGGCGAUCAGGAAGAAGAUCGAGCACGAUAUCACCGUCAAAGCCAACGCCAACAUGGCCAAGCAACUGACCAUCGUCAAGGCAUCAGAGGGGAAAAGCAAGACCAAGAAAUAAAUAGGGAAUCACUGUAUCAAAUCGCACGGAAGAUAAAACGAUAGGGAAUUUC
This is a messenger RNA of Callorhinchus milii (elephant shark), 418 nucleotides long. It is a transcript of the gene cunh19orf53, whose product is annotated as chromosome unknown C19orf53 homolog. The record is from RefSeq and is a predicted model, not a curated record. The transcript has 3 exons. Bases 58 to 366 code for a protein of 102 amino acids. Lineage: Eukaryota; Metazoa; Chordata; Chondrichthyes; Chimaeriformes; Callorhinchidae.